GACCUCGCGAAAUAAAAGUGCAGAAACAAACCGGUGGCUCCCAGAGCGGCCGGGGCGGGCGCGGCGGGAGCCCCCAACGCAGCGCAGCGCUAAAAGCGCGGAGCAGCGCAGAACCCACCUGCCUUGGGAGUCAGCACCACUCGGCUCCUCGCUCCGCACCUUUUUCCCCUCCGCGUACUGAGCUCUUGAUACACAUAUAUUUCCUUUUUUUUUUUGUUUCAUCCCGCCCCCCGGCUUUUCCUCCAGGACUUUUCCACCGCCUUGGGACACCCGCAAACUUCUCCCUCGCUCCCCCUUCCCUCCUUCGCUGGUGGUUUUGUGCUUGUUUUGGUUUUGUUUUGCUACUUCCAAUUGAUUUUUCUGAGGGAAGACCCGCCUGCUUUUCGCCUCCCGUGCCCCACCGGAGAGGCCGGGAGCGGCUCCGGCAGCACCUCCCCGGCGCACCGCGUGUGAGUCCGGCCCGGCCCGGCUCGGAGCGGCGCGGCCCGGCUUGGCUCGGCACGGCACGGCUCGGGCGUUCGCCCCCGAUAAUGCAGAGCUACAAGUACGAUAAGGCGAUCCCGCCGGAGAGCAAGAAUGGGGGCAGCCCGGCGCUGAACAACAACCCGGCCAAGAGCAGCAGCAAGAAAGCCCUGCUCAUCUGCCUCGACUUUCUCUGCCUCGUCAUGGCUGGGUUGCCCUUCCUCAUCAUUGAAACAAGCACAAUCCAGCCCUACCAGCGGGGCUUCUACUGCGAUGACGACAGCAUCAGGUACCCGCUGAAGUCGAUGGAGACUAUCAACGAUGCAGUGCUGUGUGCCGCGGGCAUCCUCAUCGCCAUCCUCGCUAUUAUAACGGGGGAGCUCUACCGCAUCCACUACCUGAAGGAGAAGUCAAGGUCCUUCAUCCAGAACCCCUACGUGGCAGCACUCUACAAGCAGGUGGGAUGCUUCGUUUUCGGCUGUGCCAUCAGCCAGUCCUUCACAGACAUUGCCAAAGUGUCCGUGGGGCGCUUGCGGCCGCAUUUCCUGGAGGUUUGCGAUUUGGAUUUCUCCACCAUCAACUGUGCUAAGGGAGUUUACAUCCAGAACUACACCUGCAGGGGAAACGACAGCAAGGUCCAGGAAGCCAGGAAAUCCUUCUUCUCCGGGCACGCGUCCUUCUCCCUCUACACCAUGCUGUAUUUGGUGUUUUAUCUGCAGGCCAGAUUCACGUGGAAGGGAGCCCGCCUGCUCCGUCCCCUCCUCCAGUUCACCCUCAUCAUGAUGGCGUUUUACACCGGCCUGUCCCGUGUGUCAGACCACAAGCAUCACCCCACUGACGUGCUGGCAGGCUUUGCACAGGGAGCCCUGGUGGCUUACUGCGUGGUCUUUUACGUCUCAGAUCUCUUCAAGCCCAAGACAAAGACUUGCCUGCCUCCACCACCCAUCCGGAAGGAGAUCCUUUCACCUGUGGACAUCAUUGAACGGAAUAACCAUCACAACAUGGUGUAGACCUUUGAGAAAUUGGAUGGGUGUUGUAUUUUAUUUUAUUUUUUUCUUUUUUUUUUG
Molecule: messenger RNA, 1529 nt
Organism: Pezoporus occidentalis (night parrot)
Lineage: Eukaryota; Metazoa; Chordata; Aves; Psittaciformes; Psittacidae
Gene: PLPP3
Product: phospholipid phosphatase 3
Exons: 6
Coding region: 531-1472 (313 amino acids)
Biological process (GO): phospholipid dephosphorylation; phospholipid metabolic process; signal transduction
Cellular component (GO): plasma membrane
Molecular function (GO): phosphatidate phosphatase activity; sphingosine-1-phosphate phosphatase activity
Source: RefSeq, a predicted model, not a curated record